AUGUCGUUCCCCGACUCUGGCUCGUCGGGCGAUGCGCUGAUGGAAGAGCGCACGCGGCUCUUCGAAGAAUUCCUGACGUCCGACUCUGCGCACUACAACUACAAAGACGACAUCCUGUCCAUGCUCCGCCAAGAGAAGACGCGGCUGAUCGUCAACGUCGACGACCUGCGCGACGCCAAACGCGAGCUGGCGGACAACCUGCUCAACCACCCCGUCGAUUAUUUGCCCGCGUUUGAUCAGGCGCUCGUGAACGUGAUCACGCAGGUGCACGACGCGGAGAAGCACGAGAUCGACAAUCGCGGCUUCAGGAUCGGGUUGAGUGGCUCGUUCGGCGAUCACCAUGUCAGCCCGCGGACGCUCAGGGCGUCGCAUAUCGGCCAGAUGAUCUCCCUCGAGGGUAUCGUCACGCGUUGCUCGCUCGUUCGGCCCAAGAUGCUCCGUUCAGUCCACUACUGCCCUGAGACGGGCCACUUCCACGCACGCGAGUACCGCGACGCCACGAGCUCUACUUCGAACCAGGCGCCCACUUCGAGUACGACACCGCAGACGGACGAUGAUGGCAACCCGCUCCAGAUGGAGUAUGGCUUUUCGACGUUCAGGGAUCAUCAAAGGAUUAGUAUUCAGGAGAUGCCGGAGAGGGCACCGGCAGGGCAGCUGCCGAGGAGUACGGACGUCAUUCUCGACGACGAUUUGGUGGACAGGUGUAAGCCUGGCGACCGUAUCCAGCUCGUGGGAACGUACAGGAGCGUCGGUGGUGGCGCAUCUGGGUCUUUCAAGACACUGAUCAUGGCCAACCACAUCGUACUCUUAACCUCCAAAGCAGGCGGUGGCAUCGCCCAAACACCCCUCACAGACUCGGACAUCCGCAUGAUCAACCAGCUCGCAAAGGGCAAGAAGAAGAUCUUCGACUUACUCUCCGAGUCUCUCGCGCCAUCCAUCUACGGCCACGAUAUCAUCAAGCAAGCUAUUCUUCUCUUGCUCCUCGGUGGUGCGGAGAAGAACUUGCCGAAUGGGACGCACAUCCGUGGAGAUAUCAACUUGCUGAUGGUCGGCGACCCUUCAACAGCCAAGUCCCAGCUCUUGCGCUUUGUGCUCAAUAUCGCGCCGCUGGCUAUUGCCACGACCGGACGCGGAAGUUCAGGUGUCGGUCUUACAGCUGCGGUUACGACCGACCGUGAUACGGGCGAACGCAGGCUCGAGGCGGGCGCGAUGGUGCUGGCCGACCGCGGUGUCGUCUGUAUCGACGAGUUCGACAAGAUGUCGGAUGUGGAUCGCGUGGCUAUCCACGAAGUCAUGGAGCAACAGACCGUCACCAUUGCCAAGGCGGGCAUUCAUACGAGCUUGAACGCGCGCUGCAGCGUCGUCGCUGCCGCCAACCCCAUCUACGGCCAGUACGACGUGCACAAAGACCCGCACAAGAACAUCGCCCUCCCCGACUCCCUCCUCUCCCGUUUCGACCUCCUCUUCGUCGUAACCGACGACGUCGACGAAACGCGCGACAGAAUGAUCGCCGACCACGUCCUGCGCAUGCACCGCUACCUCGCGCCCGGCGUCGAAGAAGGCACGCCCGUGCACGACUCGCUCUCGCAGCCCCUAGCCAUCGACCACCCGUCCGCCACGCAGGACCUCGCCGAGGCAGGCGAGACGCAGGCGUUCGAGAAGUACGACCCGUUGCUGCAUAUUGGGGUUGCUGGACGGAGCACGCGGACGCGGGCGGGCCAGGCGAAGAAGAGGCAGAUUUUGAGCGUCGGGUUUAUUAAGAAGUAUAUUCAGUAUGCGAAGAGCAAGCCGGCGCCGGUGCUUACGCAGGGCGCGGCGGACCAUAUUGUGCAGGUGUAUGCGGAUGUGAGGAACGCGAGUGAGGAGGGGAAUGCGAAGCGGACAUCGCCGCUGACGGCCCGUACACUCGAAACGCUCAUCCGUCUCGCGACCGCGCACGCCAAAGCCCGCCUCUCGGCCCGCGUCGAAGUCCAAGACGCAGAACAAGCCGAGAAGAUCCUCCGCUUCGCGCUCUUCAAAGAAGUCAUCCGCCGCAAAGCGCGCAAGCGGCGCAAGAUCGGCGCUGGGGGCCAACACGUCAGCGACGAUGAGGCCGAGACGGACCAGGAAGAUGAGGAUGAGGAGGUCGAGCAGGCUGUGGAGCGUAUGCCUAUGCCUGGGCAGAAGAAGGAUGAUGAUGCGGAUGGGAGGAGGAGCGCGGAGAGGGACCCGGUGUGGGAUGAGAGCCAGACGCAGGUGGGGACUGGACCGCAGGGUAUGGAUAUGGAUAUCGAGCCUAGUGCGGCCACUUCGACAACCGCGACGGCCGCGAACUUUAGCCAGACCGGGACGCUGAACCCCGCUCGAAUUCAACUCUUCCGCUCGCGCGUGGCGCAGCUCUGGGCGAACCAAUUCGCCAACGAGGAGCAGCUGUUCCUCACGGACCUGCUGCCGGCCGUGAACGCGGAUUGGCCGGCCGAGCAGCUGUUCGGGACUGCGGAGGCUACGGCUGUAUUGGAGGUUAUGACGAGGGAUAAUGAGCUUAUGCUGGCGGAUGGGAUCGUUUAUCGUGUGUAA
Molecule: messenger RNA, 2556 nt
Organism: Peniophora sp. CBMAI 1063
Lineage: Eukaryota; Fungi; Basidiomycota; Agaricomycetes; Russulales; Peniophoraceae
Source: the annotation of a GenBank genome assembly